GCAGCGCCGCCGUUAACCGGCCCGGCGGGCGGGCGGGCGGCUGCGGGGGCGCCCGCCGGGGCUCUCCGCCCUCGCCUCCCCUGCCGCUGCCGUUCUCGCUACCCCGCGCUCGGCGGGCAUGGAGGUGCAGCUGGGGGUCGGGCGCGUCUACCCGCGGGCGGGGGGCAGGACCUUCCGCGGGGCCUUUCAGAGCUUCUUCCAGAGCGUCUGCGAGGCUUUCCAGGCGCCGCGGGAGGAGCAGGGCGGCAGCCAGCAGCAGCCGCCGGCGUGCUCGCCCUGCCCGCCGAGCCCCCGGCCGCCCCCGGGCUCGCCCCCUUGCCUGCCGGCCCCGGAGCCCCGCGGCGCCGGGAAGGCGCUGCCGGCGGGCGGCCCGGCCAUGGGCUCUCCCUUCGCCUGCGCCGGGGAGCUGCGGGAGCUGCUGUGCGAGGCGGGAGCGCUGCCGCUGCUGCCGCCGCCCGAGGCCGAACCGGCGCCCAAGGAGGACCCGCUGGGCGAGAGCGCCAAGCAGCUCUGCCGGGCCGUGUCCGCCUCCAUGGGGCUGGCGCUGGAGGCGCCGGAGGCUCCCGCCGAGCCCCUGCCCCGGGAGGACUGCAUGUUCGCGCUGCCCGCCGGGCCCCCCCGCGCCCCGCGCCCGGCCGCCGGGGACCCGCCGGAGCCGCCGCCCGCCCCGGCCGCCUUCGCGGGCACCGAGGCCGCCCUGGCCGUCGGCGCUCCCGCCGGGCCGGGGCUCUACCGCGGCUCGCCGGGGCCCGCGGCGCGGCAACCGCCGGGCUUCAGCCUGGCGCCGCCGCCCGCCCGCAUCAAGCUGGAGGGGCCGGCGGGGCCGGCGGCGGGCGGCGGCUGGGGGGCUCCGUGCCGCUACGGCGCCGAGCUGGCCCCGCCGGGCCCCGCGCCGCCCUGGCCCGCCUUCUUCGCCGAGGAGGGGCAGCUCUACGGGCCCUGCGCCGAGCCGCCCGCCGGGCCGCCGGGCUGCGGGCGGGGACCGGCCGCCGAGACCGUCGAGUUCCCCGCCGACGGCUGGUACCCGGCGGGCCGGGCGCCCUUCGCCGCCCCCGCCGCCUGUGUCAAGAGCGAGCUGGGGCCCUGGGCCGAGGGCUACGCCGGCGCCUACGGUGAUGUCCGGUUGGAGACUGGCCGUGAACAUGUCUUGCCUAUUGACUAUUACUUUCCACCUCAAAAGUCUUGCCUGAUCUGCGGAGAUGAAGCAUCUGGAUGCCACUAUGGAGCCCUCACUUGUGGCAGCUGCAAAGUCUUCUUCAAACGGGCAGCUGAAGGUAAACAGAAAUACCUCUGUGCCAGCCGGAAUGACUGCACCAUCGACAAGUACAGAAGGAAAAACUGCCCAUCCUGCCGCCUGCGGAAGUGCUAUGAAGCUGGGAUGACUCUCGGAGCUCGCAAACUGAAGAAACUGGGUAACCUGAAGACGCAAGAUGACGCAGAGGUAGCUAGCUCAUCCAGCCCCACAGAGGAGCAAGCUCCCAAGAUGGUGAUGACACGCAUUGAUGGGUAUGAGUGCCAGCCCAUCUUCCUCAAUGUCCUGGAGGCCAUUGAGCCCGGCGUGGUGUGUGCCGGCCACGACAACAGCCAGCCAGAUUCCUUCUCUAACCUGCUGACCAGCCUGAAUGAGCUUGGAGAGAGGCAGCUGGUCUACGUGGUCAAAUGGGCAAAAGCCUUGCCAGGAUUUCGCAAUCUGCAUGUGGAUGACCAGAUGUCAAUAAUCCAGUACUCUUGGAUGGGCCUUAUGGUUUUUGCUAUGGGUUGGAGAUCUUUCACCAAUGUAAAUUCCAGGAUGCUUUACUUCGCUCCAGAUUUGGUCUUCAAUGAGUACCGGAUGCACAAAUCCCGAAUGUACAGCCAGUGUGUCAGGAUGCGGCACCUCUCUCAGGAGUUCGGGUGGCUUCAGAUCACACCCCAGGAGUUUCUCUGUAUGAAGGCUCUACUCUUCUUCAGUAUUAUUCCAGUGGAUGGCCUGAAGAACCAGAAGCUCUUUGAUGAACUUCGGAUGAAUUACAUUAAGGAACUUGACCGUAUCAUUGCUUGCAAGAGGAAGAACCCUACCUCCUGCUCUCGGCGAUUUUACCAGCUCACCAAGGUCCUGGACUCCGUGCAUCCUAUUGCCAAGGAUCUGCAUCAGUUUACAUUUGACCUCUUAAUUAAGGCUCAUAUGGUGAGUGUGGACUACCCUGAAAUGAUGGCUGAGAUCAUCUCUGUGCAGGUUCCCAAGAUCCUGUCUGGAAAAGUCAAGCCUAUCUACUUCCACGCACAGUGAUCUUCCAGAGGGACCUCCCAGUUCUGUCACCCCCUUUUCAGCCAUCUCCUGCCUGUUAUUUCUGCACUACUGUACUGCAGUGCCUUGGGGAAUCCCCUCUACAGAGGCGGUGUGCCAAGAUGGACAGUUACAAACAACUACCUGCUGGGAUUCCUGAGAUUUCUCUUUUUCCUGAGGUACCUCUGAACUGACGUACCUGCCAUGGCUUCUGCCUAGAUUUGGCUGGCUUGCUGUGCUGGGACAGGGGACUGUGGCAUGGUGGCAGUGGCACCGUAUCUACGCUCUCUCGUUUGUGUGUUUUCUGCAGUGACUUUUAGUGGCCCAUGGCCAUGAGAGAUCAUGAGAAAUGCCAGCAGUUGUUCAGUAGUUUUUUUUUUUAAAAAAAAACAGAGCAAGACAAGAUGCUGGUUGAACCUAUAAUUCUGGGUGUGGGUUACUUUACUGGCCUCCUUUGAGACUUUUUAUUUGCAUUAUGGUGCUGGGAAGCAGAUGAAUUAAAAUAUUGCAGUAGAGAAACAGAGAUGAGUUGGGGGGACGAGACAAAUUUGCAGCCUGAUGAAUUUACGGGUCCUGCUGCUGGGUCAGAAAGCUGCCGCACAGCCGUUGAGGGGUCUGCUCCCGUCAGCACCCCCCCACCAUCACCCCUGGUCCCACAGCAUGCGAGUGUUCGUGUUAGCUGGUGGAGCAUUACAGGAUUGUCACCAGAAGCGCUGGAGAGGAGGAUGACCUUCGGAAAUCCCCCCAAAUGGCGGAUGGCUACUGUUUUCCACCUGGGAUGUCUCUCGUACGGCCGGUGAAGCUGGAUCUCAGCCUGCCCCGCAGACAGCCAGGUGCUCAGCAGCUACAUUCCCGUCCUUGGCAGCUGCUGCUCCUCCGACACAGCCGUACCCACCUCCACAAGUGCCUGACGCCCUCAGACCUCACGCUCUGCCCUCCUCCCACAGGCACCCUCCCGCCCAGCCCCUCAGCAGCUCUGCUCUGUGCCCGCAGACCCCAGGUUUCCAGCUACACAACUUAUUUUUCCAUUUGUCCCAACUAUUCUUUCUGAUGCCAGCAGAACCCUGGGAGCGAAGCAGCGGGGCUGGGAUCUGCAGGACCUGCGAGGCCACGGGGUUCUCGCUGUUAAUCCCGUCCUUUGGGAGACCCUCUGCCCUCCCGAGUGGUGCGCGUGGCUCCCGCUAAUUGCAGUGGUUGAUUGCAGCCCAGGCGCAGUGCCUGCCCCCAGCAGCCCCACGGAGCAUGGCGGUGGCACAGCCCGCACCCCGGCCGACGCAGCACAGGCUGCAGCUCUGCCGUGAGGAUGGAUAAACGGGCCCUGGCUAACAGGGGCUCCCGAGCCACGGCCAGCAAACAGCAUGGCCCCCAGCAGUCAGGAAUAUCUGAGAAAAGCAGGCUUGGUUUGUCAGGCGUAAGUGUUGGCUUGACUCUGUUUCACACCUCAAGUUGAGAAAGAAAUGCAGGCCCACUCAACACCUGUGUUCAGAUUUAUUUGAUGGGCUCCACUUUCCACAAAGUGGCCGAGCCUGUGCUCCCCGUGGUAUUUUAGUUCCCCCCUUCCCACACAGCCACGAGCCCACCAAAGCCACCCGGUCAGACCCGGCCAGGGAUGCCAGCGAGCACGGUGUGCGUACAAGCUCUUGCCAAGGUAAUGCUUCUCACCAGGGGCCGCGACACCAUCCGGCUUUACCCACACAGACAUCUACAAGGGGUCCUUCUGCUGGAGCAGGUGAACAGCAAGCCUGCGCCUUGCCACACGCGGUUCGUUGGCAGGUGGUGGCUUUGCUGCUGUGGUACGGAGCGGAGCUUGUGGCAGAGCUGUGCCCACCCAGGGCACUGUGCCCACUCAGAUCUGUGUGCCCACCCAGGGCACUGUAUCCACCCAGAUCUGUGUGCCCACCCAGAUCUGUGUGCCCACCCAGGGCGCUGUGCCCACCCAGAUCUCUGUGCCCGCCCAGGGCACUGUGCCCACCCAGAACUGUGUGCCCACCCAGGGCACUGUAUCCACCCAGAUCUGUGUGCCCACCCAGGGCACUGUGCCCACCCAGAUCUGUGUGCCCACCCAGAUCUGUGUGCCCACCCAGGGCACUGUAUCCACCCAGAUCUGUGUGCCCACCCAGGGCACUGUGCCCACCCAGAACUGUGUGCCCACCCAGGGCACUGUAUCCACCCAGAUCUGUGUGCCCACCCAGGGCACUGUAUCCACCCAGAUCUGUGUGCCCACCCAGGGCGCUGUGCCCACCCAGAUCUGUGUGCCCACCCAGGGCACUGUGCCCACCCAGAUCUCUGUGCCCGCCCACAGGGCGCUGUGCCCACUCAGGGUGCUGUGCCCACCCAGGGCACUGGUGUGGCCUCUGGCACAGAGACACCACAAGCACAAAGCAGAUGCUGGAGUCUGGAGAGCUGAGCCUGAUCAGACACAUGCGUCACAUCACACUGUGUUCCCCCUGAAUAAUACCAGCGACUCGUGCCUGUCAGAUGUCUUUAGAAGUGAAGGGAAUUAGGUUUAGGCCAGUUGAUUGCCAUGUGCGUGUCACGGAGGAAGGCGUGCUAAUGCUGCUGCUAAUGAGCUGAGCCUCACCGUAAGCUCAUCAGGCAAAUGGCCUUAUGGUACGAUUGGGUUCUUUGCCAACUCUCAGUAAAACAAACACUUAAUUUCUUGAUACUUUUCAGUCAUGCUAUGGGAUUUUCAUUAAGGGAAGGAGUAGGGAAAAAACCCAAAACUAUCAAAGGGGGAGAUCUUUCUUUACAGUUGUUUUUGAUGAGUUUUCCUCCCCUGCUACAUUCGGCUCUGAUCAUGCUGUUCCUCCUGAAAUCCCCUCAUGGAGGUGGCAACAGAAUCCGUAGACAUCCUUCCUGAAUGCCAGCCAACAGGAUGGUGUUCUCAGUAGCUUUUCCUAUUUUAGAGGGCUGCAAGCAUUUUAAGUGUUGAUAUGAUCUACUAGUAUUUGCAAAUUAACCAGCAAAGAAGUCCUGCUGGUGCAUUCCUCUCUUCUUGACCAUUUUCUGGCUAUUAGCAGAAGAGUACAAUGGCCUGGGCGGGUAAUGCCCUGUUCUCUGUCAUCAACAGGAGGAUGUUUAUGAGCAAGCUGAAUAGCUUCCUUGGAGAGCUUUGUAUUUUGCACAAGCUCAUGUCAGUAAAGUUUUUAUUAGUUAAUGAGUGUGGAGGUAUCCUGCUGGGUACUUUUCUGCUGGGAGAUUGAGAAGAAAUCAAACUUAAUAGGGAUUUGCAUACACUGAUUUGCUUCUGGAAGCAUAGUGCAAAUGAAAAAUGGUUUAGAAGGGGAUAUUACCUGUGUGUCAUCUGCCAGAUGUGUGCCACUCACGUGUAUGUUGCCUUUCCAAUGGCGUAUCCUUCCAGAAGGGACUAGGAGCUUGUGUGAAGUACCCCCAGCCAACAAGCCCCCCGAGUCCCUCUGCACAUGAGUGGGGCAGUGGGGUUAUGGUCACUGUCUUUUCCACCUCAAAGUAAACUUCUGCGACUUUUUAAUUCAUAAUUUGACUUUUUAUGUUGUUAUUAGAGGGAUGAGUGGAGGAUGGGGGUUCACCAGCACCUGUGUGUGUUUUUGCUGGGGAGGAGUUAACACUGUUUCCUUGUUUAUUUUCAUGGGCUGCUGCAGGAACUGGGGAAAAAAAGAGGCUUAAGAAAUACCAAAGUCCAGGUCCUGACAUAUAUCUUUGUACUUUGUGUUUUCUUCUGCGUUUUCUUGUCCACGUCUGCUUUAAUAAAGCAAAGAGAAUGUCACCAUUUUCACAGUCAUGUAGAAGCUGUCCCUGAGGCUUCCUUCGGGACGGCCAAGCCCCAGGAGAGGGGACACCCUUGGUGUCGCUGACUCGCGGUGCCAGGGAGCAGACCACUUCCACGUCCCCUGUGGUCUCGCUGGCUCUUCUCUGGGUUAUCUAGGAAGUGGGUGGGCUUUUGUGCUGACUUAAUCUGGGUCACAGCUCAGACCGUCAGCUCCUGCCCAAGGCAGCACAUGGGAAACAAGCUACAUGUGCAUUGGUGUCAGCCUGGGAGGCAGCGUUUUUGCACAGAAGGGUGCAAUCUUGUGAGAUGAAGGGUGCAAGAUGAGGUUGCUUUUAGUUAGCGCAGAAGGAACCCUUAAUCCUACGUGAUGCCAGAAGAAGUGAGCCAGAUGGUGCAGCGCAGGUGUGUGCCCAAGCAGGCAGCGUUCCUGGGCCAGUGGCCACAGACCUUCCAUCGCCCACCUUCCCCCAGCAGGCGCCAGCCAGCCCCGGCCACCAUCACCAGGGAGCUCCACUUAGCAAGGGCGAGAGCUACUCCGCUUGGCGAGACUGUGUGAAUGGUUCUGGAGAGCCUGGCAGCAUCUGAGCACUGUUCCCGUAGAAGUCAAAAGGCCCUUUGCGCUUUGCUUCAGGAAAACCGGAGUUUGAGCCACGGGCACCGCACACGGCGCGCGGCGAGGCCGGUACCAAGUGAGCCAGCCCUGCGGAGGGCGGGCGGCCCGCUCGCCGCCCGUACCACCAGCGCUGGUUUCACACUUGCUGUGGCCUGUGCAGUGCUGGUGGGCUCGCUGCCGUGGUCCGCAGGGAUGCUGAGGUGGUACCUGAGGUGUCGCCGGCAGCACCACUGGAAGAGCUGGCCUCCCUCGCUGAGUCACUUGCCAACACAGGCUGUCCCUGCAGCUCCCUGCUACGUGUGGCUGUUGCUCCACUUACUGAUCUCUCUCCGUAGAUGUUUCAAUAACAUAUGUUAAACAUGUAUAUAGUUAUGUACAAAAUUUAAAAGGCAUGCCCCAAUUUAUAUUGCUAAAGAUACCUAUUUAAUGCUCUAAGAGAGUUUCUUUUCUGAUUGCACACUGAUUGCAACUAAAUAUUCCUUGGGAGAUGAGUCAGUAUGUGCCAAUAUUAACGGACACUUUUGAUUUAAUAAUUUUUUCUGGUUAGGUACUUUCCAAUUUUCAAAGGUCCGUUCUUUCAUGGCAUGAAUGAAGCAUACGCUGACACAGUCUGGUGUCAGGAUCUGCUUCUCCAGCUUUCUUGUAGCUGCUUCUGGUUAGACGGGGAUAGUAUUUGCACUUGGGGGGGAUGACAGAGUGUCCUUUAUUUCUGCCCUCUUUGACUGCACAAAGUGUCCUUGCACUUUAGGGCAGAACCCUGGAAUUACAGCGUGGUAGCUGUUUUCUAACUGUUUCAAAGCAGACUUUUAGAGGCACAGCAAUCCCUUCUUGUACCGUAUUGACUGGCCGAGUCACGCUCUGCCCUGUCACGUCCCGGUGCCCCCUCUCAAAUGACGGAGUACCUGGAAGCUGGCAGCUGCGUGGGGUGCCGGUGGGGUGGGGGCACAGGCAGCGGGUGCUGGCGCCGGUGGGGCUGGCACUGGGGCAGCGGGGAUGGAAAUCUGCUGCAGGUCUGGGCAUGGCCCGGCAGCCCCGCCACAGGCGGGGGUCUCCAGCCUGUUUGGGGGGGGGACGGCGUGGGAUGGGGGGAGAGUGGCCUGGGCUGCAGCCCCCCCAGCGCCCACCCACGACCGCUCACCUGGAGGGACUUUUGCUCUGUUCCCUUUUAAAAUGGCAGGGGAACCUGCACUUGUGACUCAAAAAGUAAAUAUCUGCACCACACGUAAGACCACAGCAAAUUUAUAAUAAGCUGCUCUCUGUGCCGGGUAUUUUGUGUUCUGUGGCAAUUUAAUGCUGUUUUUAUUUGUUAACAUGUCUCUGUAAUAAAAAGAGUUCUCUAUAUUGAUAUAUUUUAUUUUCUUUGUAAUAAGCCAAAAAGCUCAUUGCUGGUGCCUUUUUGCCUGUGGAAGACUCCCAGCCCACAGAUAUAUUCAUGAAAGUAACAAUGCAUAAUGUCUCUGCGAUUGCUUGUUUCACCACAGCUGAGUAAAGUCAUAAAGCAAACACUGCAGGAUGACCAAAGGAAAAAGAACAAGUAUCUUACAGACUGGACAGAAAGACUUUCAGGUACAAUAAUGUGGUUAUUUCCCUAGGCCUGGUUCCAAGGCGAGGGCCAAGCUUUCAACUUCUUGCGCAUGACAUGGGAAAAUCCUUUGCCCUGUCUCGGUGGGACUUUGCUGCUGUGUUGAGAACCUUUAUCCUCUGCAAGAUGUACAAUGAGGUCAAAGCAUACACAUAUAAUUUUAUUAUGGUUGCAAUUGUGUUACGGUUGCAAUGCUAUAGGCUUUUUCAGUCACCUUUCAGAAAUGGCAGCAUUUUCCCUGAAUUAAUAACACCUGAGGCCAAAUUCUGCUUCUAGAGAAGGACAUUAGUUGGUUUGUUGGCACUGCUCCUUUUUUUUUUUUUUUUUUUUUUUUUUCCGAAUUGGAAUUGAAUACACUGAGUAAGGAAAAUAGAGACCUACAAUGUUGUGACGCCGUCAAGACUGGAGAGCAGUGACAUCCGCUGCCUUGGCCAGCGAGAAGCAGUGGAAGAUGAACACGAGAUAUCCAUGACUCAGAAGUCACAAUAUGGGACUGAGGGACGUUUAUUCUCGUAAACAAAGAGAAGCCUGUCUGACAUCUGGGAUAAAGACAAAAUCAAUGACACUACACUAGGGGAAAUUAAAAUACUCACUUUUUGACUGUUUUCGUCCAUGCUUGUGUCCCAUGCAAGACCUCAGCUUGUGCUGUGCCACAGGGCAGACCUUCACGCUUGGUGUUCAGCUCUUUUUUGUAAUCUUAAAACCUGUUGUUGUUCUAAGUACAAUAAAGGCAGAAUCUUGUUUGUUGGAACGCUGCUCUAGGCGUGUAAUUGGCUUUUGUUUCAGUUAUGUGCAUGAAAAAUGUUAUCCAGUGUGAUGAAUAUUAGCUAUUGACGAUGCCAGGAAUAAGUGGGUCGUUUUUCAGUGGAUGAGGCUGUAUGUUGGGUCAUUCAUAGGCUAUUUUCCACAGUCAGAUUUUGCUAUUAAUCAAAUGUCUGAACUGUUAAUUCAUUUAGGCAUCAAUUGACUAAUCCUUUCAUAUAUGCCUCUCUGGGUCUUUUAAAUUGAAUUUCAUUUGAUUAAUGUAUUUCUCAAAGCAAGGAGCUAAUAAAGGCCAGUGUCCUCCUCUC
Messenger RNA from Tyto alba (common barn owl), 9279 nucleotides. RefSeq names its product androgen receptor (gene AR). Gene Ontology annotation, molecular function: steroid binding; sequence-specific DNA binding; zinc ion binding. The record is from RefSeq and is a predicted model, not a curated record. The coding region runs from base 119 to 2269 and encodes 716 amino acids. Gene Ontology annotation, cellular component: nucleus. Gene Ontology annotation, biological process: androgen receptor signaling pathway; regulation of DNA-templated transcription; male gonad development. The transcript is spliced from 8 exons. Lineage: Eukaryota; Metazoa; Chordata; Aves; Strigiformes; Tytonidae.